AUGAGAUCUCUCCCCAAUAUUGUGAUCACCGGUACCCCCGGAACCGGAAAAUCGUCUCACUGCGACACCCUGGCCUCGGAGCUGCCCGACAUGAAGGUUUUCUCCAUUAACCAGGUGGCUAAGGACCGAGACUGCUUCGACGGCUACGAUGAGGAGCGAAAAUCCCACAUUGUGGACGAGGAGAAGCUCAUUGACGCCAUUGAGCCCGACCUGGAGAAGGGCGGCCUCAUCAUCGACUGGCACGUGUGCGAUAUCUUCCCCGAGGACCUAGUUGAUCUGGUUAUUGUUCUGCGAGCAGACACCGAGAAGAUCUACGACCGACUCCAGAAACGAAACUACGCGGAGACUAAGCUGCAGGAGAACCUAGACGCCGAGAUCAUGGAAGUGGUCCUCUCUGAUGCCCGAGAGUCUUACGCUGAGGAAGUUGUCAUUGAGCUUCCCAGUAACACUAUUGACGAUAUCGACUCGAACGUCAGCCGUAUUGUCAGCUGGAAGGAGCAGUGGGUUGCUGACAACAAAUAA
Yarrowia lipolytica CLIB122 is the source of this 522-nucleotide messenger RNA. RefSeq lists its product as uncharacterized. Gene Ontology annotation, cellular component: nucleus; cytoplasm. Gene Ontology annotation, molecular function: ATP hydrolysis activity; AMP kinase activity; ATP binding. NCBI's taxonomy places the organism in Eukaryota, Fungi, Ascomycota, Dipodascomycetes, Dipodascales. The record is from RefSeq and is a predicted model, not a curated record.